ACCGGUGAUCGCAAAGUCACUACCGGUUGUCCACUUGUCCUUUCACGUUGACGUCUUGGCGCGACCCCCCCGGUUAGAAAACCAAUGUCAAAACUCGAAACUCGAAACUCGUAAGCACGAAUCAAGCCUCAACGCUUGCGGUUUAUCCUUUCAUCUUCUGCGUUUCGUUUUUCUUGCUUCCAUGGCAGCCAUUGGCGUUGCCUACUGUAGUAGUAGUGGCAAUACUGUAGUUCCUUGGUCAGGACGCUUCUUACCCUCCUCCAGAACCUUAAUUCCACUCUUCCGUAAACCUAAUUUCAGUGCGAAGCGUAGAUCUUCAAUGGCGUCCCCCUUGCAGUUGCAGGUUCAUGCAUGCUCCACGGUUGGUGCACCAAAUGAAAGAUUGGAUUUGGAGGUUUCAUCUCCUAGUUUGGUAGGGGAGAAUGAUUUGCUGAUUAUUGGACCAGGAGUACUUGGGCGCAUGGUAGCAGAACAGUGGAGGAAGGAAUAUCCAGGCUGCCAAAUUUUUGGACAGACGAUGACUACAAAUCACCAUGAUGAAUUGGUUAAAAUUGGGAUAAAUCCAUCUUUAAGAGGAACGCGAUCACCUCAGCAGUUUCCAUUUGUUAUUUUCUGUGCCCCUCCUUACCGAACUGCAGACUACCCCGGUGAUGUCAGGUUGGCUGCAUCAAACUGGAGUGGUGAAGGUUCUUUCAUAUUUACGUCAAGUAGUGCUCCAUAUGAUUGCAAUGACAAUGGAUCUUGUAAUGAGGUGUUAAAUCUACUACAACACAUUGUUUUGCUGAUGGCUAUGCAGGACUCUCCAAUAGUCCCUUUAGGAAGAAGCCCUCGAACAGAUAUUCUUUUAAAGGCAGAAAGUGUGGUGCUGGAGCUUGGUGGUUGUGUUCUUAGAUUGGCUGGGCUUUACAAAGCAGAUAGAGGUGCCCAUAACUAUUGGCUGGAGAAAGGGACUGUAGAAGUUCGUCCAGAUCACAUUCUCAAUCUUAUUCACUAUGAGGACGCAGCAUCACUCUCAAUUUCAAUCAUGAAGAAGAAACUCCGUGGUCGCAUCUUCUUAGGCUGUGACAAUAAUCCUUUAUCCAGGCAGGAAAUGAUGGAUUUGGUGAACAGUAGUGGAAAAUUCAGCAAAAAGUUUGAGGCCUUUACAGGAACUGAUGAUCCUUUAGGGAAGAGGUUAAAUAACUCAAAAACCCGUGCAGAAAUUGGAUGGGAACCAAAGUACCCAAGCUUUGCUCACUUUCUUGGAUUACCAAAGUAAGUGCAGCUUCCCUCUUUAUGUGGGAAGGCAGAAAGGAGUAUUAGCAACAGUUUGUGGUUUGUCCAAGCUUUUUUCAGUCCUUUGGACUACAUGAGAGGUGUAAAUUCUUCCUUUAUUUUCCACAAGUCCUUUCAUAUUCAAGAGGCAAGGGGAUAGGUCUUGUUAGCAUUUAUGCCAUGGGGAACAGCUUCAAAACUUGUAAUUUUUUACCCUGCAUUCCAUAUUCCUAUAAUCUGAUGUACAAAUUAUAGAGAAAAGAUUAAGGUUUCUAAAAAGAUCAGAUUGGUUAAAGUUAAUCUGAGGAUGCUCAAAAUCUUAUGUCUUUAA
Molecule: messenger RNA, 1585 nt
Organism: Nelumbo nucifera (sacred lotus)
Lineage: Eukaryota; Viridiplantae; Streptophyta; Magnoliopsida; Proteales; Nelumbonaceae
Source: RefSeq, a predicted model, not a curated record